Messenger RNA from Mus musculus (house mouse), 6751 nucleotides. It is a transcript of the gene Crhr1, whose product is annotated as corticotropin releasing hormone receptor 1. Gene Ontology annotation, biological process: cellular response to corticotropin-releasing hormone stimulus; positive regulation of corticotropin secretion; hormone-mediated signaling pathway. Gene Ontology annotation, cellular component: plasma membrane; membrane. The record is from RefSeq and is a predicted model, not a curated record. NCBI's taxonomy places the organism in Eukaryota, Metazoa, Chordata, Mammalia, Rodentia, Muridae. The coding region runs from base 4632 to 5756 and encodes 374 amino acids. Gene Ontology annotation, molecular function: corticotrophin-releasing factor receptor activity; G protein-coupled receptor activity; transmembrane signaling receptor activity. The transcript has 10 exons.
UAGGCCACCAUCCUGAGGAGUAGGCCAGGGCCAUCAGCACAAGUGGGGGGUCUGGGGGGGUUGCCACAUGAGCAGCUGGGGCCUAGGGAACUUUCCAGAAGCUAGUGGGACCUCUGAAUAUACAUAGUGUGGUGAAUUCAGUCCUGGUCCUCUUCCUUCCUCCCUUCCUCUCCCUCCCACCUUCCCUCUCUCCCUUCCUCUCACACUUGUCUUUGGCUGCUUGCAUUGGGUGUGGGACAGGGCUGGGGUACAGCCGAGCCCAACAGUAGCUGGAUCCAAAGACACCUAAGAGUGACAUCAAAGUCCGGCCGUGAGGGCCUGUGUCAGAACCAAGGCUGGAAGUAGGGCACUGAUGCAGUUUUAAAAAGCCCCAGAGGUGCUUUGCAAAACUUCAGUGGUUUUGAGCAGCUGUUGCUUAUCCGGAAUGCAAGAUUUAAAAGGUCCAAAUGGGAAUACACCGAGAAGCGCCCCGCCCGUUGCCAUCCCUAGCCGGUAGCUCACAUGUUCUGUGUGUUCAAGUCAAUGUGCAUGGUGUUCUUGGUCUUACCCAGACGUCACCUGUCCUACAAACUACUGGAUGCCUGCUUAUUCAUGUGGCCAUCGAUCCUAGAGAUUGUUCCAUGUCAGUUUAGAGCAAGCAUCUUCACUCUCGUUAGAUUUGCAUACUAACCACAGUCCAGAUGUGCCAUAACUUAGCGGGCCAGUCUUCAUUCUGUGUUUGGCUUUUACAGACAGCAUCAUCACAAGGAAUCUUCUAUAAACGAUGCUAGGCAGGUGUGUGAAUAUCUGCCUCCCUCUAUCACCUCUUCUCCAUGCUCAGUCCCACUUACCCCAUCUGAGGAGGGUGGGAACAGGGGCGUGGCAGAACAAAUGAGCAAAAAGCAGAGGGUUAGAAACCAAACCACCCCAGGCUGCCAGGUCCCUGGGCCUUAGGAGUGAGGAUGACAGACAGACCCAGGAGAUCCUGGAAAUUCCAUCCUCUGGAAGGUCUGAGUUAGAAAGGAACUUGGGAGACCCUCCAUCCCAUCCUGAGAUUCCCAGACCUGCUUAAUCUCACCCAGAACACUCGUUCACACCCAGCCUCCUGAACAGCCAGGGCUUGAGGCGGGGCAGUGGUUGGAAUGGGAUGCUAACAGUGUUGAGAUGUCCCAGGAUUUCUUGGCUCCUUGCUAAAGAUAAGAUUGCUAAUUCGAUGCGACUGGGCUGGGUCUCAAGACUCUGUCUUCCUUGAGAUGUCUGCAAGCUCCUGGGAUCUGAUGCUCUUGAUUUAAGUGCCACGCUUUAUGAACUGUAGGUACAGACCACCCACAGAGGAGCAAAAACUGCAGCUCAGAUGGGCAGCAAAAGGCACGAGUCUGAUGACCAGGGUCGAGGAGUGAGACAGGCAGGCACUGGAAGGAGCUCAUUGCUUCUAUCCUGGCAGGGCAUCCAAACAGGUCUGAUGGCACCAGCCUUUGGGGCAAGAUGAUAUCUUCCAAUCUGGUCAGAAUCCGUUCAGCAGAAACUGCUUGUUAGAGUCUGAUCUUGAGGGCCACAGCAGAGUGGUUCCCCUCCAGCGUCUCACUCAGUGCCACCCUCCUCAUGGAGCCUGUAGAGCUCAGAUCUCCAGACUGGGCAAGGAGAGAGCGCCAACCAAGCUUCCCGGGGCUGUUUUUGUCUCCCUGUGCUUUGGGCAUCCAGUGGCUUCUGAGGAUCUUAGUGACAUGUCCCCAGGAAGUCAGGACAAGUGAGGGUGUCACUGACAUCGGGGAGACUGGAGAGGUCAAUGGCUGGUCUCUCCAAGUGUCAUUGACAGCAUCUUGGGGUGUUAAUAGCUCUUCCUUGGGGGUGCUUCUGGCUACCUCUCAGGGUGUUACUAGAUAUCUUUCCAGGCAGUGCUUGGCCAGAGCUCUGGCUGUUCACGGAGCUUUCUCAGUAUUACCUGCUCUUCUGCUGGGUGUCCCGGGAUCAUUCAUGUCCCAGCGCACUGGCAGCUGUUCUGAUCUGGUUUUGUUACAGUAACAGAAUACUCUUGAGGUUGAGUCUUUUAAUUUUUGAGACAAGGUCACAUGUGGUCCAAGCUAACCACAAACUUCAGAUCUAUAUGAGGGGCUGGAGAGAUGGCUCAGCAGUCAAAAGCGUGUGCUCUGUGCUCACACCGGGGUUUCAUUCUAAGCACUCACAUGGCAAGUCACAACCAUCUGUAACUGCAGUUCCAGGAGAAUCAAUGCCUUCCUCUGACCUCUGCAGGCACCACGCACAUUCUUGGUGCACAUGCCUACAUGCAAGCAAAACAUGCAUGCACGUAAAGAUAAGACAAAUAAGUCUAAAUGUUUUUUAAAACUUGACCUCCCAAUCCUUCUACCUCUGCCUCCCGAGAUCUGGGCUCACAGACACGUGGCAGUGCCUCCCAUGUUUUGGAUUGCUAAGAAUCAAACCCAAGGCUUCACACGAGGUAGGCAAGCAUUUUUAUCAUCUGAGCCACACCCCCAGCUUCUAGGUCAUUUAUAAUGAGUAGAAAUGGUUUGUCUUUUGGUACUGAAAGCUGAGACACCCAAGGUUGAAAGGGUAGAAUCUUGCAAAGGCCUUGCUGCUGUGUCAUCUCAUGACAGAAGGCAAAGCAAGGGUGAGAGCAAGCAAAUAGGCCACACAUCCCUUUAAAAGGAACCAAGUCCUGCAGUGAGGCCCCCACUUGGCUGAGAGGCCUCACAUCCAACAGCUCUGUACCAGGCACCACGUCUCCAGACUUUAAAUUUCAGGGAUGCAUUCGUAUCGGCAGCAGCUACCAUGUCUUGGGGUAUCUCUAGCACUCUCUGUGACACUGCCAUCCUGGUGCUCUGGUCCUCGGAUUGCAUCAGGCCCAUGGGUCAAACAGAACCCAGAGCUUGACCCAGCUAUAUCUCUCUGCCCCUGUGGUUUUAGGCUUUGUUUUUCCAUUCUAGCCUUUGUGAAGAAAAAAAUACUAGUGAGCCACAGUCUCGAUGCAGAAGCCCCUCCACCAAGAUCUUGGACACAGCAGAGAAGAGACACCCACCCCCAGAGUGCCUAUCCCCCAAUCCCUGCUUGUCCCCCUCAAAAUGCCCUAUGGUUGGAAGGAAAAGAGAAUCCUAGAAGCCAGGCUGGCCCAGGUUCUGAUUGCUGACCAUACAGCUUGGAUCAAUUGUGGAGCCUUCCCAACCAGAAAACAAGGUUGUGAGGACCAGCCUCAGGGACUUCACUGAGGACGAUGGUGUGGGACCCAGCACACAGUAGGUCCUCUCAAAACUAUCCAGCUUCACUCUGACAAACAGAGGAGCCAGGGUAGAGGAUGGGGCAGAAGAGCUCCUCCCCCCCCCCCAAUCCCCUCCUAGACCUGAAGAGAAAGCAGGGGCACGGCAGCCGCUCAGUUCCACAGAUGCCGUUAUUACCCAGGGGCUUCUCAGCAUGGAAGAGUAGAAAAUUUAAUAAAAAGAAAUCAAGUGUUGAUUCCAGACAGGCUUUGCACUGAGCAUGUCUGUCUGGAGCCUCUGGUAGGAUCCUGGCAUCUGCUGUAGGCCCUUAGAGCCCCUCAGUGUUUGCAGGUCAGAAUAGAUGCCCCCCCCCCCUGCCUCCCUGACCUGUCUCUAUUCACCAUCCGGGGGUCCCAGGGCUCCAGCAGCAUAAACUGCUAGUGUGAUGUCCUGCCUUCUGGGGUCCAGGAAAGGGUGAAUGAGAGUCCUGUAUUGGGAAUCUGCUAAGAUCUGAGCACUGGGGUCCUGACUGGUCCCCUAUGGAGUAAGGACCCAUUUGUAGCAUCAAUAUACCUUACCAAGCUUCAUGUGAAGGUAAGAGGUGCUGAACUUAGCAAUCCUGAGAAAGUCAACAAACCUCUGGGCUUCUUUUUCUGCAAAGGAAGUUACAAAUGCUUUCCCAGCUUUUCCCACAGGGCCGCUUUGAAGCUUUAAGAUGAGGAAAACUCUUAAGUGGGAAGGCUUUUACACUCAUGCCAGUAGCUCCCGUCACAUAUUCAUAAUUGAAUAAUUAAGAAAGUUAAGGGCCAGAGAGAUGGCUCAGUGGGUAAAGGUGAUUGCUACCGAGUGCAACAAACUGAGUUUAAUCCCAAGGAUCGCCUGGUGGACGGAGAGACCUGGCUUGUGCGAGUUGUCCCUAACCUUCAUACAUGCGCCUUGACACACAUGGCUAUCUAUACUCAUGCUCCUACAUAUAUACACAUUGAAUAAAUAAAUGUAAUUAAAAUGCUUUUCAUUAGGAAUGGCUGAGGAUGUAGUUCACAGUAGGCAGAGCACUUGCCUAGCCUGUUCAAGACCCUGAGUUCAAUUCAGAAAGAGGAGGGUUAGCAUACGGAGAAGGCAGGGCGGAGGGAAGAAACGGGGGGGGGGGGGGCACUGUUCACUUGGGGCAGCCCCUGGGCCUGGGAUGAGGGAAAUGUUUUGAGAAUGAGGAAUUGGUGUUUUCUUCUUUCAGGGGUAUGUGUGUGGUACAUGCAUGUGUUCAUAUAUGCACGUGGACAACACACAUCUGUGUGUGCCUGUGGAGGUCAGAGGUGGAUGUAGGGUGUUUUCUUUAAUGGUUUUCCACCUCGUUUGUUAAGACCGGGAUCUCUUCACUAAUCCCUAGAGCUGACAGUGUCGCUGGGCUGACAGGCCAGGGAUCCAGGGAUCCACCUAUAUCUGAUGCUCUGUGUUGAGGUUACAGAUCCCCCUCAGCCACACCCAGAGUUCACAAGGAUGUCAGGAAUCCAAACCCAGGUUCUCACUCAGCCGGACUCGGGUGUGACCAGGAAGAUGGGAACCUUCAGGAGUGAGAAAUGCAAUCCUGGAAGGCUGGGGUCUCUGCACCCACCGGAGCCUGUGGUGUCAGGACAGAACGAGACACGGAAGAAGAGCAAAGUGCACUACCACAUUGCCGUCAUCAUCAACUACCUGGGCCACUGCAUCUCCCUGGUGGCCCUCCUGGUGGCCUUUGUCCUCUUCCUGCGGCUCAGGAGCAUCCGGUGCCUGAGGAACAUCAUCCACUGGAACCUCAUCUCGGCUUUCAUCCUGCGCAACGCCACGUGGUUUGUGGUCCAGCUCACCGUGAGCCCCGAGGUCCACCAGAGCAACGUGGCCUGGUGCAGGCUGGUGACAGCCGCCUACAACUACUUCCACGUAACCAACUUCUUCUGGAUGUUCGGUGAGGGCUGCUACCUGCACACAGCCAUCGUACUCACGUACUCCACCGACCGUCUGCGCAAGUGGAUGUUCGUCUGCAUCGGCUGGGGUGUGCCUUUCCCCAUCAUUGUGGCUUGGGCCAUUGGGAAACUUUACUACGACAAUGAAAAGUGCUGGUUUGGCAAACGUCCUGGAGUAUAUACUGACUACAUCUACCAGGGCCCCAUGAUCCUGGUCCUGCUGAUCAACUUUAUCUUUCUCUUCAACAUUGUCCGCAUCCUCAUGACCAAACUCCGAGCAUCCACCACAUCUGAGACUAUUCAGUACAGGAAGGCUGUGAAGGCCACUCUGGUGCUCUUGCCCCUCCUGGGCAUCACCUACAUGUUGUUCUUCGUCAACCCUGGGGAGGACGAGGUCUCCAGGGUUGUCUUCAUCUACUUCAACUCUUUCCUGGAGUCCUUUCAGGGCUUCUUCGUGUCUGUGUUCUAUUGUUUUCUGAACAGUGAGGUCCGCUCUGCCAUCCGGAAGAGGUGGCGGCGAUGGCAGGACAAGCACUCCAUCAGAGCCCGAGUGGCCCGCGCCAUGUCCAUCCCCACCUCCCCCACCAGAGUCAGCUUCCACAGCAUCAAGCAGUCCACAGCAGUGUGAACCUCAGGCCACAGAGCAGCCCCCAAGACCCGAGGCUGGGGAAAUGAUGCAAGCUCACUAGCGAGCCUGUCUGCAGAGGCAGGCAGCCUUCCCAUCCCUGCCCCUGGGAUGCAGACCUGUAAGCCUGCCCAGCCGUGGACAAAGCCCAUAGCACUGGGGUGGGCCCUUGGCAUCUAGCUCCCUGCUGCCCAUUCUCCCUGGGAAGUUGAAAUGGGCAUUGGGGGCUGGAAACCCUGCAGCAGUUUGAUGGGCCUGUGAGCGCUGUCUUCUCCCAGAGCAGCUUACUGAAGAUCUGUCGUCUUCAGGAGCUGUUGGGGAGGCCAACUGUUACCCUGGGGCAUCAUGGAAAACUCCCUUCUGAGACUGUAAAGUCUCUGAGUGUUAGCGAUGCCUUGGGAUGCUACCGAGGACCAACAUGGUCCAGUCAGGAGACCGGGAGAUAGCGGUAGAAAUCUGGGAACGUCAUCAGAUGGCACUCCACCUCCCUACAAGUCACUCCUGAGCCACCAGGAUUUCAUCAGCACUGUGGCACUGCCACUGGAAAGCCCUGCCUUGCUGCUUUGCUGCCCUGCACCUUUAGACAUUUACUAUUCUGCAGGCCAAGCCAGCUUUCUGUCACUUAUCCACUGACAGCAACGGUCCCCUCGCCCCCAAAUCCUCCCACCUCUGGGUAUCUUCUAACCUGUGAGAAGAUGGGGGUCGGGAAGGGGACUUGAGUUGCCAGGAACCAGAGUGGGCCCAGUCUAUGAGGAAGGAGUGGCCCCUGGGUACCCAGGCCACUGGCUUCAGUGGCUGGCCUCUUGAACACAGUCACAAGCUGGGGGAAGGAUCUAUUCAAGUGCCCUGACCAGCGACAGGUGGCUCCUGGGACAACUAACUAACUAAGCCCUUGCUCCCAGGCUUGGAAUGGCCCAGUCCUCAGUGGGUAGGAGAGCUGAGGAGCCGCAGCAGGACUGAGGUGGGGGUGAUAUAAAUAAUAUUUAUCUUUUCAACUA